Bipolaris sorokiniana ND90Pr is the source of this 1315-nucleotide messenger RNA. RefSeq lists its product as uncharacterized. Bases 241 to 1131 code for a protein of 296 amino acids. NCBI's taxonomy places the organism in Eukaryota, Fungi, Ascomycota, Dothideomycetes, Pleosporales, Pleosporaceae. The transcript has 5 exons. The record is from RefSeq and is a predicted model, not a curated record.
CCCGAAAAACAGUAUCUGUACUUUGUCGUUCUUCCAGAAAGUUACGAUCCACAUUGACCAGAUCCCAGCUUUAUACAGGACGAUCCAUUUUCCGACAGUGGCAGCGGAAAAGUGCUGCCAGAGCUGAUUCAAUAUUUUCAAAUACCCCAGUAUCUCCUGGCCGACAUAUAUAGGCGCUCCAAUGGAUUCUUUGCUUUCAAGGAAUCGCGAGGUCAAAAUGGCCAGCGCGAAUCAUGCUACAUGUGGUUCCGUGUACUAAUCAAGAUUAUUACUGGUCGCAGCAGUAUGUCCUAUCACUGGCAGGAGAUGACAUUUUGCUGCCGGUGGGAUUCGAAGAACUGCUCAGUUUUGUGCUUGGGAGUAGAUGCUUCAUUCAAAAGCUGUCUGCAAGAAAAGCUGCACCAGAUAUGGCCUGAUAUACAAGGAUCACAGCCUGGCUGCUUGCUAGUGCCACUGAUGGAGGUUCUUGUCAUAAUGUUUGACCAAUCGGUGUGGUUGAUUCGAGAUCUCGUGCGGAGCGCCGAAAAGGGCCGUGCGCUUUCAAAUCGCGGCUUAGCCCAUUUUACAUUGCUUCACGAAGUAACGAGACAUGCCAUCCACUCGUUAGAGACUCUCAAUGUUGCAGUUGACACUCUGAGCAGCAUUCAGCACCAAAUCGCGAGCCAAUCGAGGCGAUCACAGUCGAUGUCGUGGGAUGCACAAGAUUUAGCUGAGUCGAUCGAUAAGCAAUUCGACUUGCAGGUUCGCAUGCUUCGAAAUCUUCACCUACGAGCCCAAUCAAACAAGGAGCGGUUGCAAAAUGAGAUUGCAUAUGUUUUCAACAUGAUCACAAAGCGUGACAGUCAGAUCAUGACUAGAAUCGGAGAGGCAGCAAAAGAAGAUAGCGGUGUGAUGAGAACCAUUGCUGUAGUUACCAUGUUCUUCCUGCCACCGACAUUCAUCUCUGCUGUUUUCAGCAUGAGCUUUUUCAAUUACACACCGCCUCAAGAUGGUGCGGCAGGCAAGUGGUCAGUAUCGGAGAGGUUCUGGAUUUAUUGGGCAUUUGCGAUACCCUUAACAGCUUUGACUUUGGGGAUUUGGGUCCUACAACAGAGAUGGAUGCGCUGGCGCUAUUGGCCCAACUCCUUCUAAAGUCAUAUGCUGUUUGUUCACGAAUCUCCUACAAGGCCUAUAGAUACUUCGAUGCAUCUUAGUAUUCUUUAUGCAAAUUUCAGAAAUUUCGACACUCGUAUACAUAUCUACUCUGGCAAGGUAGAGAUCAUCAGACAUAGAUCUGCACUUCCAAUGGUAAAUUUAGCAUCAAUGCUCCUCCAGC